Acanthosepion pharaonis is the source of this 1608-nucleotide messenger RNA. NCBI's taxonomy places the organism in Eukaryota, Metazoa, Mollusca, Cephalopoda, Sepiida, Sepiidae. The record is from the annotation of a GenBank genome assembly.
AUGACUCAGCAGAUAUGGAGAUCUAAGCCUUUUAUAUCCUUCCAUUUUUUUUUCUUUCAAAUUUCCUUUUUUCUUGUUUUUUACAUUCUUUUUUUAUUCUUCUUGCUCAUCUACUUUCUGAAACAGAUUCUUGACUUUGUCUGUCCAUUCUUUGUGUGCUUAUUUUUUCUUCUUUUUCUGCUUUUUGUCUUCGUUUUUUUUCUUCUGAUUCUUUUUUUACUUUUCUUCGUUUUCUGCUUCGCUUCUGUUUCUUCUUUCCUUUUUUCUUUUUUCUUUCCCUUCUCUUUUCUUCUGCUUCUUUUCUUUUUCUUUUUUUUUCUUCCUCUGCUUCGUUUCUUUUUUUUUUCUCUUUUUUCUUCUGCUUCUUUUAUUUUCUUUUCUUAUUCUUCUUUUCUUUUUCCUCUUUUUUCUUCUGCUACUUUUCUUUUUUUCUUUUUCUUCUACUUCUUUUCUUUUUCUUUUCUUUUUCUUCUUUUACUUCUUUUCUUUUUCUUUUACUGCAUCUUUUCUUUUUUUUCUUUUUCUUUUUCUGUUUCUUUUAUUUUUUCUUCUACUGCAUCUUUUCUUUUUUCUUUUUCUUCUUCUUCUUUUCUUUUUUCUUUUUCUUCUUCUGCUUCGUUUCUUUUUUCUUCUUUUCUUUUUUCUCUUUUUCUUCCGUUUCUUUUCUUUUCUUAUUCUUCUUUUCUUUUUUCUCUUUUUUCUUCUGCCUCUUUUCUUUUUUUCUUUUCUUUGUCGCCUUCUUUUCAGUUUUUUUUUCUUUUCUUUUUUCUCUCUUUUCUUCUGGUUCUUUUUAUUUUUCUAAUUCUUUCCCGUUUCUUCUUUUUCUUCAUUUCUUCUUUCUCUUUUCGUCUUCUUUUGUUUCUUCUUUUUAUCUUCUUUUUCUACUGCCUCUUUUCCUUCUUUUUUUUCAUUUCUCUUCUUUUUUCUUUCCCUCUUUCUUCCUCCUGCAAGUUUGUUAAUGAUUUUUACUUUCCUUUUUUUUCAUUACUGUCCUCCCGACUCUCCUCCUCCUCCUACUCUCGCUUCAUCUUCUUCUUCUUCCUCUAUUUUUUAUACUCUUUCAGGUCUGUUAUUGCGUCUCUGUUAUUUUUUCAUUUCUCUCCUCACCCCUAUUUCUUCUUCUCUUUCCCUCUUUUUCUUCUUCCUCUUCUCCUUUACUCUUUUGCUUUUUUAUUUUUUUAUAAUUUUUUUAUAAUUUGUUCAUAUUUUUCCGAUAUUUUUUUCUUUUUUUUAUCAUUAUUCUUCAUUCACACUACUUCUACCUCUUGCAUUUGCUUCUCCCUUUUCUUCUCUCGCUUAAUCUUUUCCUUCUCCCUAUUUUCUCCUCUUUCUUUUUCUUGUCCCUUUUCUUUUUCUCCUGCUUCUUCUUCUUUUCUAUCUUCUCUCGGUUCCAUAUUUCCCUCUUCUUCUUCUUCUUCUUCUUCUUCUUCUUCUUCUUCUUCUUCUUCUUCCUUUUUUUCUUUUUCUCCCUCUUCUUCUUUUCUUCUCUCGUUUCCUCAUUUCCCUCCUUUUCUUUUCCUGCUACUUCUCUGUCUCCCCCCCUUCCAUACUUUUCUUUUUAAAAUGAUCUCAUCUCUACCAAAGUGCAACUGUUUCCCAGACUAUUAA